AUGGAUUGCGCCCGUGAAUCUUUCGCAUUUGCAACAUAUAAACCAAAAUCAGAAAGGAAAGUUAAAAAGUUUGUUCAUUCGUUAUAUAAUAAUGUUCAAAAAUAUGAUAACUCAGUAUGUGGUAAAUAUAUUGACCCUUCAGAAGUUUUCAAGAAAGCAAAUGAAGAAGUUGAUGUCACUUUUGAUAUGAUUAUUCCGGUAAAUGAUUUGUUAGCAUUUCAGGCGUUCGAUGAUUAUCCUAAAUCAUUUGGUGAAAUCAUUCUUAAAUAUUAUGUUUUCAGGGAUACUUUAGUAUUUUGUCAGGUUGACCCGUUAAGAGUUGCUGAUUUACAAAAUUAUGUUUAUGAAAAGAUAACUGAUGAAAAUUAUGAAAAGAUUAUGAAUCAUGUUUAUAAAUAUGAUCGCAAAUUCCAACAAAUCGGACUUCCUGCCAAAUUAAUUACAAGCUUAGCCGCUACAUCUGCUGACGCAACAGUUGAAGACGUUAUUAUUUCAUGCACAAAGAUGGAAGUUUUAGAGGAUAAAUGCAUUACACCAGGAUACGGUUUAAUUGAAGAAUCAGUUAAAGCAAUACCACGUUUAUUUAGUAAGGAAGAUCCAUUCAUGAUUCCAGCUCAACAUAUUGACGUUCGUUCACUAAAUGGAGGUUGCAUCACUCCUGAAGGUAUCAGCUCAGAUUUCUCAUACGCUCUUCAUAAUGUUACAGAUGUUGUGUUAACAUUUCCGAAGAAUGCAAUGCAAAGAACGGUUUUAGAAAAUCCAAUGCUUCGAGGUCUUCAGGUCACUAUAGAUUCCAGAAACUUCCCCGAUCAAGCGAUGACCACAGUGGGCGACAUAUUCUUUACACGUAUGCUUCAAGCUUCUGAUUUAGAUGGA
This is a messenger RNA of Trichomonas vaginalis G3, 876 nucleotides long. RefSeq lists its product as uncharacterized. The record is from RefSeq and is a predicted model, not a curated record. NCBI's taxonomy places the organism in Eukaryota, Parabasalia, Trichomonadida, Trichomonadidae. The annotation marks the transcript as partial. The transcript has a single exon.